UGUUGCAAUAAUGAGACUAACAGCUUACCAUGCCAGCAGCUAAUGCUGUGUAGCAUUGGAUGCAUCCAUCACGUACACUUGCAGAGUUCUCAUUAUAAUAUCAGCUUAACUGAGCCUGUCACUAUCAAAACACACUCUGAACACGUGAACGCACGUGACAGGAACAUUGCAAUGCAGUGUGUAGGUGGGUAAGAGUAUAAAUAGACCUGGUAGCAGGAGGUUAUCCUUCACUAGCAGCUGCAACAGGAGGUUAUCCUUCACUAGCAGCUGGUCAGUUUAGAGCCUGUGACUUGUAUUGUGUUGUGGGUAGUACAUUGCCAGGAAUUCACAAUAUUAUAGGUCCAGAUAUACUAAGAUACACUGACGACAGUCAGGGAGAGAUCUAUUAAAGCAUAUGAUACAAUAUCUCCUGAAGAUUCAUUUUAUUCUGUCAUGGACGUGACUCCAGAGAGCAUUGAGGAUUCUAUUGUAAUAGUUGAUGCCAUCAGUAAUGUUGGUCAGAUGAGAACUGUUGCCCUCAUAAUAGCAAUCUGCAGACAACCCAUAUCUGAUGAAGAGACUGAUAAUUACCAUUGGCUUUCCAAGAAUGUGCAAGUUGCAGCUGGUCGUAUUCUGGAGUCCAUCAAAGCUGAGAGGGAAAAGAAAAGAAUGGAAGAAAUGCUGAAACUCUCAGGGAGCCUUAUUGAUGUUGAUGUCCCUAUGUUGCUUCUUAAACUUCACUCUCAUAUCAAGGAGAUUAUUGGUUGCAAACGCUGUGUUGUGUUUAUUCUGGAUGAAGAGACUGAUGAGCUUGUUUGUGAAGUAUUUGAUGAUGUUGCACUUGACUCUGAGAUCAGGAUACCAAUUCCAGAUUGCAUUUAUGGUCAGUCCAUCAUGUCUGAUAAGAUCAUUCAAAUUGAUGAUGUUUCCAAGGACCCUCAUAUCAAACCCAGUAAAGACUUUGUUAAUGGAUAUGAGCCUUCCAAUUUGUUGUGCAUUCCCCUCAAGAGCAAGAGGACCAGUGAUGGUAAUAUAGCAAUAGUUGGAGCAGCUGUUGUCUUUGAUAAACCAGACGGUUUUACUCUUAAGAGCCAAGAUGAUCUUUCUUACAUUCUCCAGUUUUGCUCCACCAUGUUGGUCAACACUCUGACCUUUAGACAUGAAAUUGUUCUCAAGCAUCAGAACCAGACACUCCUCGGUGUCUCCAAGAACCUUUUCACACAAAUGAAUGAUCGUGACGUUCUUCUUCAUUCCAUUAUGGAGGAAGCAAGGGAUUUGACUAAAGCAGAAAAGUGCUCUUUGUUUCUUGUUGAUAAGGAGAAGAAGGAGCUUUCAGCUGUUGUAUUUGACAGUGAAUUGCCUGAUAAUGUCUCUCGUUCCAGUAUCCUUCGUAUUCCAAUGGGGCAGGGCAUCGCUGGGUAUGUGGCUCAGACUGGGGAAAGUGUCAAUAUUAGAGACGUGUACAGGAACCCACGCUUCUACAAGGAAAUUGAUAAAACUACUGGCUUUGUAACCAGGAAUUUGCUUUGCAUUCCUAUUAUGGAUCAGACUGGAGUUGUUGGCGUGGCUCAGCUUGUUAAUAAAAAAGGAGGUCGCUUUUUCACUAAGUAUGAUGAAGAGCUGGCAAUUAGUUUCUCAGUUUAUUGUGGGAUCAGCUUGCAUCACGCUAUGCUGUAUAAGAAUGUGCGACUGGAACAAUCCCGCAGCCAAUUAGCUACUGAAUUGAUGCUGUAUCACAUGCAGGUGAAUGAAGAGGAGAUACUGUCACUGGCUGAUGCCCCUAUACUUCCAACAUUUAGCUUUCAUAUCAAAAUAACAGAUUUUGUUUUCUCUCCAAGAGUCAUCCCUGAGCAUGAUUCACCCACUUGCAUCAUUAGUUUGAUGGAAGAUUUGGACUUAUUGAACAGGUGGAAAAUACCACGCAAUGACCUCGCCAGGUUUGUGAUAAUGGUCAAGAAGGGCUACAGGAAUCCUCCUUACCAUAACUGGAUGCAUGCCUUCUCUGUUGCUCACUUCUGCUAUUCUCUCAUCAAGAAUUGUCCAAAGCUGAGGGACAUGUUAACUGACUUGGAAGUACUGACUCUCUUUAUCGGCUGCCUGUGCCAUGACCUGGACCACAGGGGAACCAACAAUGCCUUCCAAGAAUCUUCAAAUUCACUCCUGGCAUCCUUGUACAGCUCCCAGGGAUCAGUGAUGGAGCAUCAUCAUUUCUCUCAGACCAUAUGUAUCCUCAACAGCAAUGGCUGCCAAAUCUUCAACAACUUGACAUCUGAUGAAUAUCGUGAAGCUCUUGAUCUGCUCUAUGAUGUUAUUCUUGCUACUGAUAUUUGCACUCAUCUUUCAAUUGUCCCAAAACUGGAGGAUCUGGUUGAAACAGGAUAUGACAAGUCAAACCAAACCCACCACCACCUCCUCCGCUCUCUCCUCAUGACUGCCUCUGACCUCUGUGACUGUCUCAAGGAAUGGGACAUGACAGUUUGUGUAUCAGAACUGAUUUACCAGGAGUUCUUUUCUCAAGGGGACAUUGAGAAGGCCAUUGGCAAGACCCCUAGUGUCAUGAUGGACAGAGAUAAAGCUGUCCUCUCUGAACAGCAGCUUACCUUCCUUGAUAAUAUAGCCAUACCGGUCUAUAGGUUGCUUUUCCAGCUCCUCCCUGAUGCUGAGCAAGCUUACAGAAGCGUUUUGUCUAAUAGAGACAAGUGGCUUGAGUUUUAAGAAAAAGAAGGCACUUUCAUGUUCUCAAGACCAACCCAUCAAUUAUCAAUAAUCAUCACAGUCUAGUGUAUUAGUGUAGACUGGUAGUAGUUUUAUCAUUAAUGUAUCAUCAUGUAUCAUUAUCAGUAGAGUAUAGAGAACUGCUGGUUUAGUUUUGAACUUUAUUUUACUGCUGUAGUGUUUCUCUUAUUUUAGCUCAUUUUUCUUUUAGAAGUUAGUUUUAAAAUCAUGUCCUUUUGUUACAAAACACA
Amphimedon queenslandica is the source of this 2945-nucleotide messenger RNA. Its product is annotated as cGMP-dependent 3',5'-cyclic phosphodiesterase-like. The record is from RefSeq and is a predicted model, not a curated record. Bases 433 to 2694 code for a protein of 753 amino acids. NCBI's taxonomy places the organism in Eukaryota, Metazoa, Porifera, Demospongiae, Haplosclerida, Niphatidae. Gene Ontology annotation, biological process: signal transduction. Gene Ontology annotation, molecular function: 3',5'-cyclic-nucleotide phosphodiesterase activity; protein binding. The transcript has 28 exons.